Nerophis ophidion (straightnose pipefish) is the source of this 4327-nucleotide messenger RNA. RefSeq names its product leucine-rich repeat-containing protein 24-like. The record is from RefSeq and is a predicted model, not a curated record. NCBI's taxonomy places the organism in Eukaryota, Metazoa, Chordata, Actinopteri, Syngnathiformes, Syngnathidae. Bases 920 to 2737 code for a protein of 605 amino acids. Gene Ontology annotation, molecular function: protein binding. The transcript has 9 exons.
CAGAAAUACCCAUUUUUUAUAUAUAUAUAGAUUUAUUUAUUAAAGGUAAAUUGAGCCAAUUGGCUAUUUCUGGCAAUGUAUUUAAGUGUGUAUCAAACUGGUAGCCCUUGGCAUGAAUCAGUACCCAAGCAGUAGCUCUUGCUUUGAAACAGGUUGCUGACCCCUGCUUUUAGGCAUAUGUUGUGAUUUUUCUGUUCCAGUCCAUUGUUGAUAUUUGGUGUCCAUCAUUUUGCUGAAGUCAAGUCGGUGGUUGUCAACAUAUGUCCACUUCCUGCACGUCUUUCACAACAAAGCACUUUUGUGUUCCUCUCCUUCGCCACUGAGCGACAGAACGGUCGUGCAGGUGAGAUACGAGACUCGCAGCCGUUUGUAAAACUCCUUCAGAGUGUGAGAAAGAACAGCUCUGGACGUGAUGAAGACACAAUUAGACGCUGAACUAGGACGGGGCUUUUAUUGUGGAAGCGAGGUGGGCGGAAAUGAGCAGUGUACACGAAGGGGGGAAAAGGCGUGAGGAAUCACCUGCGUGUAUCGGCCGUGGUUUCGUGCUAAGAUCCGCCAAACCAAGAACGACAACAACCUUCGCCAUCCAUCCUCCAUCAUCCAUCUUUAUCCACCUCCUCCACCCUCCACUCUCCACCUAUUCCACGCUCCGCUCGGACGACGCCACGGGCCCGCCGGCUGCGCGCAAGCGUGGGAGCAUCCAGCGAUGCUCCAUCCUCCGCAUCCACAAUAAAGGUGGACGAUGAGCAGGUGCGGCGCGGGAAGACGUCACCUUCCUUCUCAGCGUCCGCCAUUAUUAUCAGCAGCAGCAGAAUAUUUAUUGCUGAGGAUUCAUGUCAAGAGAGGACUUUGAGCCACCAGGUGUGAAGUUGGCCAAACAUUCAAAUAAUUGGCCAGUUUGUCUUGGUCCGCCGUCGCCAUGGUGCCGCCCCUCCUGUCCACGUUCCUCCUCUGGCUCCUCCCCCAGGCCGCCGCCGCCUUCGCCACCUGCCCGGCGAGCUGCCGCUGCUACAGUCUGACGGUGGAGUGCGGCUCCACGGGCCUCCAGAGCGUCCCCAAACACGUGCCCCCGCCCACUCAGACGGUCUUCCUGCAGGACAACGUGAUUGGUCAGAUCCGCCGUCAGGACCUGGCUCUUCUCCGACACCUGCACUACCUCUACCUGCAGAACAACACCAUCUCGGCCGUGGAGCCCGGCUCCUUCCAGAACCAGGCCAAGCUCUUGGAGCUGGCUCUGAACGGGAACAGGAUCCACUUGGUGACGGCCGACAUGUUCCAGGGACUGGAGCACCUGCGCAUUCUUUACCUGGCGGGGAACGACAUCACGCGGCUGCUCGACCACACCUUCCGUGGCUUGCAGCGCCUCCAGGAGCUCCACCUGCAGCACAACAGCAUUGAGGUUCUGGCCGACCAGGCGCUGGUGGGUCUGACCUCGCUGGCUCUGCUGGACCUCAGCAGGAACCAUCUUCACACCAUCGGCCCGGCCACGCUGCGACCACUCGUCAGUCUGCAGGUGCUCCGGAUCACAGACAACCCGUGGCGCUGCGACUGCGCCCUCCACUGGUUGCGGAGCUGGAUCGACGAGGAAGGCCAGCGGCUGCUCAGCACGGCCGAGCGUCGCAUGGCGUGCUCCGAGCCGCCACGUCUGUCCCACCUGAGCCUGGUGGAGGUGCCGCUCAACAGCCUGGUCUGCAUCCCCCCGCUGGUGCAGCUGGAUCCCAAGCGGCUGGCGGUGCGUCUGGGCGAGAGCCUGCGGGUGUCUUGCCACGCCUCCGGCUACCCACGGCCGCAGGUGACGUGGAGGAAGGCGACGCAGGGAAAGGCGGCGCCGUCUCCCAGAGGUCUGGUGCAAGAAGUGGGGGGCGGAGCCAGAAGCGCGGGCAGAGCCGAGGAGCCCUCGGAGGGCGGCCGAGCGAGCGUGCAGAAAAGCAACGGCGAGCACUUUGACCCCGACACGGGCAGCGGCAUGCUGUUCCUGAGCAACGUCACCGUGGCCCACGCCGGCUUUUACGAGUGCGAGGCGUGGAACGCAGGGGGCGUGGCCAGGGUGACUUUCCAGCUGGCCAUCAACUCCUCCUCUUCCUCCUCCUCCAUCUGGGCCACCUGGUCGCAGGUGACCCCUCCCCACUCACGCAACUGGCCCCGCCUGAGGAGCCCCGGCCCCGCCUCCGACGUGAGCCGGGAGCCCCUCUAUGCGCUGGGCAGCAUGGCUUUCGGCGCGCUGGGUGCCGCCACGCAGACGGCCAUCGCGGCGGGCAUCUCGCUGCUGGCUCUGACGGCGCUGCUGCUGGUGGCCAUGAUCUACAGCCGCCAUCAGCAAGGAGACAAGGAGGCCGACGCCGCUGACCAGGAGGAGAGCAUCCUGUACGUCAACGACUACUCGGACGGCCCGACCACGUUCGCCCAGCUGGAGGAGUACCGCGACGAGCGAGGCCACGAGAUGUACGUCCUGAACCGGGCAAAGCCGGUGCUGCCCCCGGCCCCGCCCACCACCAGCCUGGGCUGCCCCGCCCCUUCCGACACCAGCAGCCUCAGCGCCUCCUCGGGGGCGGGCCAGCCGGCGAUCCCGCCCCUCAGUAAGCAGCUGCAGGCGGACGGUGACAUUCGGACCAUGAGGAGAAUGGCGGGGGAGGGCGGGGAGGCGGAGCCGGUGAUGACGUCGGAGGGCGAGGGGAUGUUUGUGAACCACACGGGCUUGUUUGUGGACUCGCAGAUGGCCUACGAGAUCCACUGCUGAGGCCACAGCACACCUGCUGGUCACAAUGAGAACUGCAACAGGAAGCUGACACUGUGACCUCACACGCCAAAAUGACUGGGGGCGCUUUUAUCAGAACCCCCCCAGCAGGAUUAUGUUCUGGUAGACGUUAUUGCUUCUCUGGCCUCUGGGGGCACUGUUGAGCAGCUUGGUCGCUCUAUCGCUUUCUUUAUGAGUGUUUCCCCUUAUUGUUGUGCACGUACCUGCGCCGCGUUGUCCUGACCGUGCUUUUAAAGACAAUGUCAAAGAGCCCCCCUGAUUUUCCAUCCCACCAUGCGUUUUGUCGGCCGACUAUAAGGUUGUGAGUUCAAACCCCGGCCGAGUCAUACCAAAGACUAUAAAAAUGAGAGCCAUUUCCUCCCUGCUUGGCACUCAGCAUCAAGGCUUGGACUUGGGGGUUAAAUCACCUAAAUUACCGUAUUUCUUUGAAUUGCCGCCAGGUAUAUAGUAUGCGCCUGCCUAGAAUUUCCACCGGGUCAAACUCGUCACGUCACGAGUGACACUUCACCUGUCAUCAUUUUCAAAAUGGAGGAGGCUAAUUUGAAUCAUUUGAAAUCGCAUAAAGGGAAGCAGAUUAAGAGCUAUUCAGUAGGAUUUAAGGUCCAAGCUAUUGAAUAUGCUAAUAAGAACAGUAAGCAGCUAUGUUUUAUUAAUAUACCGUAGCUGCGUGUGUCAAAUAUGAGUCAUUAAAUGACUCCCGCCUCCUGGUGGUAGAGGGCGCUAGUGAUCCUUCUUGCGACUACUCGGCUGCAGAAGAAGUGACAACAAGCAGCAAGAGUGAGCAGCCAUCCUUUAUUUUUUCCUCUUGCUUGCACUUUUAACAUGGAGGAUUACAUAUCUAAAAUAAAACUGUUUUCUAAACUGGACUUUCAAUCGAAGCAGGAGGUAAUUAAGGAAGAUCUCCAUCGAGACAGAGAGACUUUUAAAACUGAAGAAAGAUAAGGAAGACUUCUAUAAACAAGUUAUCGAUGCUUUUGAUCAGAAGGAGCUGCGUAUGGACUUCAUUUAUAAGUAAAGGUAAGACCAUAAUAACGUUUUUUUUAAUUAAAUGUGCUUUUCAUGAUAGUAUCCUUACAUCACACUCAAAUGUAUAAGCGCAGGCCUAAAUUUACCGCAUGCCUUUGGUAAUUGCCGGAGUGAGAAGAAGUUUUAAAUUAAUUAGCGCCCCGACGGCAAUUCAAGGAAAUACGUUAUUCCCAGGCGUGGCCACCGCUGCUGCUCACUGCUCCCCUCACCUCCCAGGGGGUAAUCAAGGGUAAUGGGUCAAAUGCAGAGGACACAUUUCCCCACAUCUAGUGUGUGUGUGUGUGUGUGUGUGUGUGUGUGUGUGUGUGUGACUAUCAUUGCGACUUUAACUUAGCUUGACCUUGUUAGCAUGCCGCAGCCCUCCUGGGUUUCAUGUUUCCUUGUUAAAGCCUGGAUGUUUUUUUUGAGGUCAUUUUUAUUUGAAUGAUUUUUAAUGUUAAUGUUUUUGUCUCCCAACGAUGCCAACAUUUCUUAUCCUAAAAAGGAUCUUUUUGUGCAUCCACACUCACUGUGAGGGUGUCGCCAAUAAACAAACUGCUGACGAUG